AUGUCUGCGAAAACAAUAUUUACAGAAUCAACCAUCGCUGGUUAUGUGAAGACGAUUCGAUCAUGUCCUCGCGAGAUAAUUGCAAAUCGCCAGUUACUGCUUACAGUUGCUAUGUAUGCGACAGCUGGGCUACCGAUCAACAACUCGACAGCAUGGGACCAAGGAUCAUCUUCAGUCAUCCCGUCCCUCCCUGGAUUCCAAGCUGCGUUCGGUAUCACAUCUGCCGCAAAUCCCACCCAAGUGACUAACUUCAUCUCAUUCGUGUACAUUGGUGCUGGAGUUGGUGCUGGCCUGUCAUUCUUCGUCAACGACCGAAUCGGCCGUUUAUGGUCUUUUCGCCUCUACAUGGUCGUAUGGGUCGUCGGACAGUUGCUUGCUACCUUUUCCUAUGGCCACACUGGCAUUUUAUACACUGCUCGGAUAGUGUCAGGUCUCGGGAUAGGACCACUGACAGUGAUCGGCCCAGUGGCUAUUGUCGAAGUCGCGCCAACCGAGAUUCGAGGACUCCUUUCAGUCUGGUUUAGUGUUGUUAUGCUCUUAUCAUUGACGGUAUCGGUUUUCGUCGUCCUCGGGGUUUACCUCCACGUUGCCAGCGGCUAUCUUCAAUACCAGAUUGUAUUUUUUGUGCCAACAAUCAUAGUAGGCUUUAUUGUUCUGGCUAGCUUCUUCUUAUCGGAAAGCCCGAGAUGGCUCUUUCUCAUUGGAAAACAGGAAGAAGGCAUUGAAACUCUCGCCAAAUUACGCGGCUUGCCUACGACUCAUCCUCGCGUUGCCUCCGAGAUUGAAGAUAUCCAGAAACAAGUCGACGGACAGUGGAAACUCCAGAAAAAGAAUGCUCAGCCAGGAUUCACUGAGCUGUGCAAGGAGACCUUUCUGGUCCCUUCUAAUCUUCGUCGAGUUCAACAGACAUUCAUAUCAUACGCAUUGGCACAAUUAUCUGGCGCGAACAGCGUCACUUCUUAUCUAGUUCCGAUACUGAGUAUGAUGGGACUAGGGGGUGGAACGGACCGUUCACUCUUCUUGUCUGGCAUGUACUCGAUGGCCAAGUUCUUUUUCACGUUGAUUGCGAGUUUCUGCUUCAUUGAUGUGCUAGGACGCCGCAAAAGCUUCUUCACCGGUGUCACGCUGCAGAUGGUGUCUGACAUCUACAUCGGUGUAUAUAUCAAAUAUAAGCAAAGCAGCCUGGUCACUACCAGCGCUAGUCAGGCAGCUGUCGGGGCUAUCUUUAUCCAUGGAUUCGGCUUUGCUGUCGGUCUCUUGAUUCUUCCAUAUGUAUUCGGCGCAGAAAUCUGGCCGAAUCAUAUUCGAUCCUUCGGUGCUGCAAUCUCGCAAUGCUUCCACUGGCUCUUCUUCUUCGGCAUUAGCAGAGCGACUCCUUCCCUCCUCAGCAACACUAACAACUGGGGUGCGUUUAUCUUCUUCGCAGCAUGGUGCUUUAUUUCCAUUGUCUAUGCCUAUUUCGUGAUACCCGAGACUGCAAGAGAGGGAUUAGAGGGCUUGGACGCUAUCUUUGAGCAGCCGCUCUGGAGGGCUUUUCGCGACACCAAGCGGAGUAAUACCACCUGCAUCGAGGCCUUUGAAGUGUCAGAUGAUCAUGAUCGUAUGUCCGGAUCUGGCAGUGACUCGCCGAAGAAAAACAAUCAUUUUGCGGAUGACGGUGUUGAGGUUUGA
Messenger RNA from Penicillium nucicola, 1671 nucleotides. RefSeq lists its product as uncharacterized. NCBI's taxonomy places the organism in Eukaryota, Fungi, Ascomycota, Eurotiomycetes, Eurotiales, Aspergillaceae. Gene Ontology annotation, molecular function: carbohydrate:proton symporter activity. Gene Ontology annotation, biological process: transmembrane transport; carbohydrate transport. The transcript has 4 exons. Gene Ontology annotation, cellular component: membrane. The record is from RefSeq and is a predicted model, not a curated record. Bases 1 to 1671 code for a protein of 556 amino acids.